GGCGACUGUCUCUGACCGGAAAAGGCGGGGAAUGAGGCGGAAAUGGAGUGAGCGUUGACAGGAGCUGGAAAGCGCUUCAACUGAGGCCUUGGAGCGGUCUAGGGCCGGUCUCGGGUCGGGAUGAUUCCUACGGAGGAGGCCUCGGCCCGGAGGAGGGAGAUAGAGGAGAAGCUCAAGCAGGAAGAAGAAACGUUGUCUUUUAUUAGUGAGAGCUUAGAAAAAAGUGACCAACUCACCAAAAACAUGGUUUCCAUUUUGUCCUCUUUUGAAAGUCGUUUGAUGAAGCUGGAGAAUUCAAUUAUCCCUGUCCAUAAGCAGACUGAAAAUCUACAGCGUCUGCAGGAGAAUGUUGAGAAAACACUUUUCUGCUUGGACCAUGUUAUAAGUUACUACCAUGUAGCAAAAGACACAGAGAAGAUAAUAAAGGAAGGCCCUACAGGGAGGUUAGAAGAAUAUUUGGGCUGCAUGGCUAAAAUCCAGAAGGCUGUGGAGUAUUUCCAGGACAAUAAUCCUGACAGUCCGGAACUUAAUAGAGUGAAAUUGCUGUUUGAAAAGGGGAAGGACUCAUUGGAAUCUGAAUUUCGUAGCCUUAUGACCCGAUACUCUAAACCAGUCCCACCAAUCCUGAUAUUGGAUCUCAUCACUUCGGACGAUGAAAUAGAAACCCAGGAAGAGGUCACCCUGGAACACCUCCCAGAGAGUGUCCUGCAAGAUAUUGUCCGUAUUUCUGGUUGGCUGGUGGAGUAUGGGAGGAACCAAGCAGUCCAGCCACAGGAGCAACAGGAACAGUUGAUGGUAUCUUCAAGCCCGGUUUGGAGUUUUAACUGUCUGUGUGAGGAUAAGCCACUGCCUGCAGGAGCCCAAAGAGGAAGCCCAAAAAGAGAACCCAGAGAUACUUUCUGCAUAGCCUCUAGGGAGAAUUUUGUAGAGCGGUCAGUCAGAGAAUUGGGACACCAUUGUAACUUCAUGAAUGUUUACUACCAGAUCCGUUCCAGCCAAUUGGACCGCUCUAUCAAAGGGCUGAAGGAACACUUCCGGAAGAAUAGCUCUUCCUCUGGGGUCCCUUAUUCCCCUGCCAUUCAGAACAAGAGGAAAGACACACCGACCAAAAAACCCAUCAAAAGGCCUGGUCUCUUUCUCUUUCCUGUGGCUCUGGUGACAGGCACGAUCCGUAAGGCUCAGAACCUUCUGAAACAGUAUUCUCAGCAAUGUCUAGAUGGGAAAAAGGGGGCCUCUAACCUCAUUCCUAUGGAAGGGAGAGAUGACAUGUUGGACAUGGAAAUUGAUGCAUACAUCCACUGUGUUAGUGCCUUCAUCAAACUGGCCCAAAGCGAGUACCAACUCCUGACUGAAAUUAUCCCAGAACACCACCAGAAGAAGACUUUUGAUUCUCUUAUCCAGGAAUCUUUAGACAACUUAAUGAUAGAGGGUGACAACAUUGUCUCUGCAGCUCGGAAGGCCAUCAUGCGUCAUGAUUACUCAGCAGUGUUGACUAUCUUCCCCAUCUUGAGACACUUGAAACAAACAAAGCCAGAGUUUGAUCAAGUUUUGCAGGGCACUGCAGCCAGCACCAAAAACAAGCUGCCAAGCCUCAUAACUUCGAUGGAGACCACAGGAGCCAAGGCUCUGGAGGACUUUGCAGACAACAUUAAGAACAAUCCUGACAAGGAGUAUAAUAUGCCAAAAGAUGGGACAGUCCAUGAACUCACCAGCAAUGCCAUUCUCUUCUUGCAGCAGUUGCUGGAUUUUCAAGAAACAGCUGGUGCCAUGUUGGCAUCCCAAGUUCUUGGGGACACAUACAAUAUUCCUUUAGAUCCCAGAGAGACUAGCUCUUCAGCCAGUAGCUACAGUUCUGAAUUCAAUAGAAGGCUUCUCAGCACCUACAUCUGCAAAGUUCUGGGCAACUUGCAACUAAACCUUCUCAGUAAAGCCAAAGUUUAUGAGGACCCAGCUUUAAGUGCCAUCUUUCUGCAUAACAAUUACAACUACAUCCUCAAGUCCCUUGAAAAGUCUGAAUUAAUCCAGUUGGUGGCUGUGACACACAAGACACCAGAAAGAUCUUACAGAGAACACAUUAAGCAGCAGAUUUUAACUUACCAGCGCAGUUGGUUAAAAGUAACAGACUACAUCACAGACAAAAAUUUGCCUGUCUUCCAACCUGGAGUCAAGCUCAAGGAUAAGGAGAGGCAGGUGAUCAAGGAACGCUUUAAGGGUUUUAACGAUGGCCUGGAGGAGCUGUGCAAAAUCCAGAAGGCUUGGGCUAUCCCUGACACAGAACAGAGGGACAAAAUCCGGCAGGCCCAAAAGACCAUUGUGCAAGAGGCCUACGCUGCCUUCCUAAGCAGAUAUGGUAAUGUGCCCUUCACCAAGAACCCUGAGAAGUACAUUAAAUACAGAGUGGAGCAGGUGGGUGAGAUGAUUGAGAAACUAUUUGACACAUCUGCUUGAACUCAUCGCCCGUGGAUCCAUGGCUUUCCUACUCUUUUUUUCCAGCUGUCUAUGAAGACCUAUGCUUUAUGCUAGUAUUUAUAAACUCUUAGAAACACAA
This is a messenger RNA of Anolis carolinensis (green anole), 2548 nucleotides long. RefSeq names its product exocyst complex component 7 (gene exoc7). Gene Ontology annotation, biological process: exocytosis. Gene Ontology annotation, cellular component: exocyst. Lineage: Eukaryota; Metazoa; Chordata; Lepidosauria; Squamata; Anolidae. The transcript has 22 exons. The record is from RefSeq and is a predicted model, not a curated record. Gene Ontology annotation, molecular function: phosphatidylinositol-4,5-bisphosphate binding. The coding region runs from base 121 to 2448 and encodes 775 amino acids.